AUGACUUCGAUUGAUAUAUUGAACGAUUUGUUGAAUAUCACUCAAAAUUAUGAUUUAUUGAGUCAUGAACUUAUAAGGAAACAAGUGGCAUUUUCGUAUAAAAUUUAUUUAAUGCUUUGGUCAUCUGCCCUUGUCAUGUGUACUGCUGGAGUAUUUGUUCCUUUCAUCAAUCACAAGUUGCCGUAUAAAGUUUGGUUUCCAUUUGAAACUGAUAUAGAAAAGAAUGAACUUGGCUUCUGGGUUGCAUCAUUUCUUGUUGUUUUCAAUUCAUUUUUCGGCAGUGCAAUUGACAUGGCAUUAGACAUUCUACCUGUAACUUUUAUGGCGUUUGCAAUUGGACUUUUGAAUGAACUUUCAGAACGCAUAAAGAAAGUUAGAACAUAUGAUGAUCUUGUUCAAUGUGUCGUCAUUCAUCGAAAAAUCAAACUUUUCGUGAAUGAAAUUUAUGAAAACUUUGCUACAGCCAUUUUCAUUCAGGGAAUUAUGAGUUCACUCAUUUUGUGUACUGGAGUGUUCACCAUGUCGGUUACUAAAAGUACCGCCGAUUUCAUCCAAAUAACAACAUUUAUAAUUCCCAUGGUGCUUGAAAUAUUCCUUCCUUGCUACUUUGGAAACGAGUUGUCAAUUGCAUCAUCAGAACUCACAAGUUCUAUGUUUCAAUCAAAAUGGAUUGAAGGAGAUUCAAAAUUAAAAAAAACUUUGAUGAUUUUUAUGGAAUGCAACAGGAAAGAACUAAGACUGACUGCACUGGGAUGGUUCGAAAUAAAUAUUCCAACAUUUACUAACACUAGAUGUAAUCGUUCUGAGCAUAAAGCAAUUUGUGUUCAUAAUCUUACAGUAUGUGUUACUUAA
Messenger RNA from Clunio marinus, 852 nucleotides. The record is from the annotation of a GenBank genome assembly. Lineage: Eukaryota; Metazoa; Arthropoda; Insecta; Diptera; Chironomidae.